AUGUGUUCGUUGAGAAUUUGGGGUUUGGUUUGGUGGGCCUUUGCCUUGCUGGCAAGCAACUCUGCCGCACACUUCAUUCCCUUCGAAAACUGCUUGAGUUCGGAUAUCAGCAAACCUGUCGUCGAUCAGGAUCAUCCACUUCCUCUGCAAUUCGUGCCGCUCUAUGUCUGGGCAGCGUUCAACUCUACUGCACCGAGCCAUAACCUCAACAUAACCGUCUAUGGGAACGUCACCGGUGUUUCAAGGAAGAUUAAUCUUCCAACUAGCCGGACUGAUCCCCAAUGGGCAAAUCCCAACGAGACAGAUGGGAAGAUCCCAGAUCUUGCCGGAGAUCCGGGAAACGAGAAAUUCACAACCUUCACCGCAGAAUACGCUGUCCUAGACUAUACUCCAUGGAACCCGCUUGCGACUCGUCUAUGCAAUACCUCUGCUCUGUCACCGUGUCCUUGGGCCCCGGUAUUCAAUUUUACUGGUAAUUAUAGCAACGUUGCUCCCGUUUUCAGUCCAAGUGGUGGCAAUGCUAGCGCUCAAACGCAGCUGCCAGCCAUGACGGUAGCGCAUGAUCUCUUCUCUAGUUACGCUUUUACGUCUGUAAACGCAAUAUUGCAGUUGAAGUCAGGCGAGGAAGGGGCACGGCAAUUGGCAUGUGUUCGCGCUACCGUCACGCCCGAUCUGGGUCGGCUCUUGAGUGACACUUUGACUUAUGUACCUCUUGUAAUCCUCAUACUAGUCGCCAUAGCUACAGCAUCCGCUGCAAUUUUCAGCCCUUGGGGCUCGACAGAUGUAUUCAGGUUCACAAGCAAUUACGGAAGAGAUGACGACCUGCUGAGACUUGUCACGCCAGGCUUUGGGGACUGCCUUCAGUACAUCCAAUUUAUCGUCCUUGCCGGCUCAUUGAGUCUCGACUACCCAGGCUUCUUCCAACCCGCUGUAAGUCAGGUCAGCUGGUCUGCUCUUAUGUUCAAUGAAAGCUUUGUUAGUCAUGGCCUUGGUUUCCGGGGCUUGCAGGAUGGCAUAUACGUCGCCAAUGGAACAUAUGGUCUUCAUCGGAUGAGCCAAUUAGUCGGCAUGAGCGAAGAUAGAGACAUCUGGGCAGGGAUGAUGACUUGGCUCCUGGUCAUAAUUGCUGCGGCUGUCGUACUCAUUCAGAUUGGAUUCGUCUCUCGGUGGGCGUAUCGCUUCAUAUCGAACACCCAGCAAGAAGAUCUUCGCCAGAAGAAUCUGCCCUUCAGCGUUGGCAAUGCCAUCCGAAUUGUCUUCAAUUACUUCUUGCUACCGAUUGUGGCGCUAUCAUGCUACCAAUUAGUAGUAGCGUCGAAGUCUCCUAGCUCUGUUGUGGGUGUCGCAGCUGUGGUGAUCAUAAUCCUGGUUUGCUUCGCUGGCUACUUACUGUGGCUCAUUGCGACUACUCGUCCGAGGUCGUAUCUUUUUGACGAUCUGCCAACUGUAUUGCUUUACGGUCCUCUUUACAACACAUACUCUGAUAACGCCGCCACAUUCGCUCUAGUACCUGUGAUGCUCACAUUCCUUCGUGGCAUCGCGAUUGGUGCUGUGCAGCCUUCUGGCAUUGCGCAGCUCGUGUUGCUCGCGAUAUGUGAAGUCAUCACAGUCUUGACACUGAAUGCAUUCCGACCCUUUCACUCUCCAACUUCAAUGAAUACCUUUCACACAGUCUUUGCAGUAAUCAGGCUAUUGGCAGUCUUAUUAAGUACGGCGUUUCUACCCUCGCUAAACGUGGGAGAUGCACCAAGAGGCUGGAUUGGAUACAUAAUCCUCCUCCUGCAUGCUGUUGUCCUCGUCUUCGGGUUUUUCCUGAAUGCUAUCCAGACUCUCAUCGAAGUAUUAGCGAGACUAGCAGGUGCAGGUGGUGAAGAAGGAAGUGCUACUAGGGGAGGUCUAGUCCGAGUAUUUGGUAUGCGCCAGCUUUCUCGCAGGCAUCCACGCAGGCCAGGUAGAGCUACGCAAAGUGUUGCGUCUGAUGCGGCUAUACUUACACAUGAUGGUGAUCAAAAGUCAUUACAAUGGAACGGCGGUCGAUCGAGAAGUAUAUCGGGCAGCUCAGCAAUAUUGCUCAACAGGCAAGGAGGGGAAAACAGGCAGAGCCUGGGCUUCGAAUCAGUUAGCGCAGGAGUUGCAGGUGAUACUCCAAUAUCUGGAGGAGCUAGUGCCUUCUCCUACAUUCCUGGUGGUUCACAGGCCGCUGGUCAUGCAACUUCUGGUGGUAUUGUGAACAUUCGCAAUGCUGAGACAACAGAUCCUUACUACCGUCCCCCGAGACCUAGGAGAACGACGGCGGAUGCUCCAAUGCCUCGUAUACAGAAUCGAAACUCUGGGAACAGUGCAGAUUGGGCUAACAAGCGCUGGAGUCGCCACAGCCCAGACGUCGAGAGCUCACCAAGAGCCCCGGAUGGCCCAACAAUAUCAAGACGAGGCACUCCAACGCCAGCUCAUUUUGGUGGUAACCGCGAGCGUUCUGAUUCGGACGCAGAAGACCCAAGACGCUCUAAGACAGAUUACGCUACGAGAGAGGUUGAUUUCUACUAUGGCGUGCGUGGUCCAGCAUUGUCAAAUCAGCCAACUCGUCGGUUAAAGACAGGUCCUGCAGAUCCAACUGGACCUGUAUCAUCUGCCUCUGGUUGGAUCAAGAGCCUUUUUGGCGGCAAGACAAAGGACAAGGGAAAAGGCUUCGAAGUGGUGAGAAGUUCUAGGGUUCCUCCACUAGGUCGCACAACUCCAUCAGGUACAGUCGAAAAUGGUGCUGAUACUCCCUACACUGAUGAUUCCGCUGCCCAGCAGCCAGAAAGAAGUCGUGACCUUGCGUUGAGUGACGAGGGAGACGCUAUCGGUGCUGGUACCAGGCACUUACCAGAGGAAGACGAGCCCAGUCCUCUCGACAGCGAGGAGGAUAGAAGCGCUAACGAGUCAGUCUCUGAUGACGACUGGCCAACGAAUCGCGAGAGCCAGCUCUCUCCAAUCCCACCCACUCUGCCUAACAUCGAAAGCUCUGGGGCCAUCGAAUUGCCAAGUCGGGUCGGCUCAAAAGUAAGCUCGAAACCCACGCGAGAGAGCACAAGGAGGAUUGGUAGACCACCGACAGUCCCUCGAAAGAGCUCCAAACGAGACUCGUCUACCGAUCUCACUCAAUAUGACAGUCGACUAUCGACUGUCAUGCAAUCACCUUCGGCUACACCUCAGCGUACCACCAUGGUUUUCGACGAAGAUGAUGCCUUCAAUCCAAGCUAUCAACCAAAUGUGAGGAAGAUAACACGGCUGCCCUUUGAGUCCCAUAAGAAAUCAGCCUCACAAGGAACAUACCUAUCGGGCCGCGGCACUUCAGUGAGCUCGAGUUUGUACCCCUCGACACGUCAUGAUGGCAUCAGUGAGGGGCCUGGACAUGCGAGACACUCGUCCUCUGUUCUUGGAGUGCACGACCUUCAAUAUGACCGGCCCACAAGCCUAGGCUACGUGCAGCAGCAUCGGGCCAGUGACAACAUACACAACAACGACAACAGCUCCUCUUUGAUAGGCUCAGCAGCCGAGCUUGUCGACAUCUCCCAAAGAAGAAGCAAUAGCCCGAAUGAUAGACCGACAUGA
Molecule: messenger RNA, 3594 nt
Organism: Bacidia gigantensis
Lineage: Eukaryota; Fungi; Ascomycota; Lecanoromycetes; Lecanorales; Ramalinaceae
Exons: 1
Coding region: 1-3594 (1197 amino acids)
Biological process (GO): transmembrane transport
Source: RefSeq, a predicted model, not a curated record